Phytophthora sojae is the source of this 384-nucleotide messenger RNA. RefSeq lists its product as hypothetical. The annotation marks the transcript as partial. The record is from RefSeq and is a predicted model, not a curated record. The transcript has a single exon. NCBI's taxonomy places the organism in Eukaryota, Oomycota, Peronosporomycetes, Peronosporales, Peronosporaceae.
UGCGCGUCUCGAGUAUCACCACCGUUUACAACAGACCUGCGUCGUCGAUUUAGCAGCGCGUUUCUCGAUCAGACCGACGACUACGCGCGUGAAUGGAAACGGAUAUGGUGGGUUAUGAGCACAGUAUGCAUGACAGUCCUAUGGACCCAACGAAAACAAGUGGUUCACAAUGGGGGCCAGGUUACCAUUGCAAGCAGCGUCGCAGCAUUCCAACAGGCUGGACUCCGGCAACUACGAGCACUAGCACGUAGGGAACGCGGAAAUCCAAGGACAAUAGUUCAAGGCACAAGAUUACUUAUCUGUUUGGAUCUCUUCCAGCGGGCACCAAGAGAGGCACCUCGACCAGAGGCGAGCCACGUACAGCCACCGGGAUCAUCUCGCUGA